Mytilinidion resinicola is the source of this 1102-nucleotide messenger RNA. RefSeq lists its product as uncharacterized. NCBI's taxonomy places the organism in Eukaryota, Fungi, Ascomycota, Dothideomycetes, Mytilinidiales, Mytilinidiaceae. The record is from RefSeq and is a predicted model, not a curated record. The coding region runs from base 272 to 877 and encodes 201 amino acids. The transcript is spliced from 3 exons.
GCGAGUGAGGAGCUCGUCGCCGCUGCUGCUGCCUUUGUCACCGGCUGCCGGGCCGGCUUGCUGCGUUUGCACUUUGGCUUGGCAGCCGGCUAUAAAGGCCUUCCUCCGCUGCCGCACUCUUCUUCCUCUCACCAUCCGCUACACCCGCCUUACCUCGUGCAUCGUCUACGGCAUACCUUCAGCAGCGUCAGCUAACAUCUUCUUGCUUGCAACAGUUUCUCAUACAUUCACAGCAAGUACAUCCUACUUCACUGCCAACAUCACGGCCAACAUGCACGCUAUCAAGAUCGCCGCCAUUCUGGCCGCUGGCCUCGCUGGCCUCGUCGCUGCAGGUGUCAAGAACGAACCCCGCUGGGCUUCCGAGUGCGCAACAUCGACUGUCACGGUCACGGUCACUGUCGCUCCCACCUGGUGCUCUGCCGCCAGCAUUCCGAUUCCAGUUCUCCCCUCAGUCGUCGUUCCACCGGUCGGAGUCCCCUCGAGCAGCUCUCCCCCGCCGUCGGCCUCAGUCGUCGUUCCACCGGUCGUUCCGAUUACCGUUUCAGGCUCUGCCAGCAUUCCUGCCGGCGAGACUCCGCAAUCCUCGGUCACGGUCUCUGAACCAGCUCCUACUCCGCCAGCUCCGGCUAUAUCGACAUCGGUCGCUUCUGGCACCACUCCAUUGUCGAUCUCGGCCACUACCCCAUCGCACACUACCGCAACCCACAGCACAACUUCGACAGCGAGCGUUCAAGUGCCCGGCACUUCAACCCAGCCUGACGUGCCGACCGUGUCCUCAAGUGGCGCUGCCGUCCCGACAAUGACGUCCGACUCUCUUAUGGCCCGGCUCAUCCUCGCCGGUGUCGUCAUCAACGGUGCAUUUGCUGCCCUGGCUUGAGCUAGUGGAUAGUAGGACGAUAGCUUUGGGACAUCAGUGCAUCAUCCAAGGGUUAUAAUGGGGCAAGGUCUACGAUACGACUCUUGGGUGUUUCAUGAUUGAUGGUUUUGCACUAUCAGGCUCUUACUUUUGAGAAUUUUCCGACUCUAUGUGUUUGGGUUGGAAGUCAUUGGAGGUCACAUUACAUUGUCUUGCUAAAUAGCUAAGUCAAUUGAACUCCUUACU